CAAUAAAAGGUGUACAAGACUACCAAGGUCCGUCUGCGCCCAUCCUCGUGCUGCCCUGAGUCCUCAGUGAAAACACGACUUCUGCCAUUUCUUUGUGGAGAAAGAGAACUGCUGCCCCAGACAAAGAAUCAUGGUCCGAGCUAAGACGUGGAUCCUGGCCAAGCACUUCGACGGCUUCCCGAAGGACAGCGACUUUGAGCUCAAGGUGGAGGAGCUCCCUGCGCCCAGAGAUGGGGAGGUGCUUUUGGAGGCGCUGUUUCUCAGUGUGGACCCCUACAUGAGGCCGUAUAGUAAGCUUCGCAUGAGUGAAGGCGAUGUGAUGAUCGGGAGUCAAGUUGCCAAAGUGAUCCAAAGCAAGAAUCCGGCAUUCCCCGUGGGGAGCCACGUGGUCGGUCAGUGUGGUUGGAGGAGCCACACGGUCUGUGACGGCAAAGACCUCGUCCCCAUCAUGCCCGGCUGGCCGCAAGACGUCUCGUUGUCCCUGGCUCUGGGCGCCAUCGGCAUGCCGGGACUGACGGCCCUGUACGGCAUAGAAGAGGUCUUGGGUCUCCAGAAGGGCGAGACCCUGCUGGUGAACGCUGCGGCGGGGGCGGUGGGCUCCGUGGUGGGACAGCUCGCCAAGAUCAAGGGCUGCAAGGUGGUGGGUUCGGCGGGCUCCGACACCAAGGUGGCUUUCCUCAAAGAGCUGGGCUUCGACGAGGCCUUCAACUACAAGACCGUCGGCUCCCUGGAGGAGGCGCUGAAGAAGGCGUCUCCGGACGGAUACGACUGCUUCUUUGAAAAUGUGGGAGGCCCUUUUUCAAGUGUUGCCAUUCAACAGAUGAAGAACUUUGGAAGAAUAGCCGUAUGUGGCUCUAUUUCUACAUACAAUGACACUACGCCGCAAACAGGCCCGUUCCCCCAGCUCACCAUGAUCUUGAAGCAGCUUAAGAUGGAGGGCUUCAUGCAGUCCAGGUGGGAGCACAAGCACCCAGAGUCCCUCAAGAGGCUGAUGGGAUGGUUUAAAGAGGGCAAACUGCAGUGUCGGGAGCACAUCACAAGAGGCUUUGAAAAGAUGCCGGCUGCUUUUAUGGGAAUACUGCAGGGGGAGAACAUCGGGAAGGCUGUUGUUGCCGCCUGAUGCGGAUCAAAGAAGAAGAAUCCAUCUUAUGAAUAACCUACACAUGAAUAAAUAAUCUAUACGUGAAGGAUUUAGCCUUGGGCACCAUUAGCUGUCCAGUUGUCUUCAAAUUUAAAUGAUUUCCAUGAAAAAAUGUGACUCAUUAAGUUACAUGUCAUUUAGCUGAUGCUUUCAUCCAAAGAAGUAAGGGUACAAACUCAGAAGAGCAAGAAACAAGAAAGUGCAAUUUCAAAUAAGCCAAUUUACAAUUCGCUAUAGAUAAGUGCCAUUAUAAAUACAAUUUAGGUGCUACAAUUUGUCAGUCUUUUAGUCAAUUUAUACUUUUUUUUUUGCUUUAGUUCACAGAGUAUUGUUGAACGGUCCGAUCGAUACAUUUGUACGUUAUUCGCUGUAACAAAAUGAACCAUGUGCUUUGCAUUCAGGGACAGCUUUUUGUAUGUAUAAUGAAGUUGAGGGCUUUCUUUUCAAUUUUCUUGUGACAUCACAUAUUCACCCUUGAAAUCUGGUAUUAAUUCAUGCAUCUGCUGUAUUUGCGGGUUAUAUAACAUAUACUGUUAGCUCCCAGGUGCAGCUCUGUGUUUGAUCAGAAAAUACACACUAAUUAGAAUUGCAUAAUGUUUUGAUGGUGAUGUGAGUAUUUUAUACUGAACCAGUAUUAAGAGUUAUGUAUCCAUUGAAUAGACCAGACCCCAAAUUACACCUGUCUGUAAUGAUGCUUGAUGCCCCUAAGGCCAAAUUGAUAUUACUGCAAUGGUGCUACUGCAAAGUGAACAUGAUUUGCUGUAAGAAGAAAUCCAUUAAAACUAGUUUCCGGAAAUCAGAA
Molecule: messenger RNA, 1943 nt
Organism: Gasterosteus aculeatus aculeatus (three-spined stickleback)
Lineage: Eukaryota; Metazoa; Chordata; Actinopteri; Perciformes; Gasterosteidae
Product: prostaglandin reductase 1
Biological process (GO): prostaglandin metabolic process
Cellular component (GO): cytoplasm
Molecular function (GO): 2-alkenal reductase [NAD(P)H] activity; 15-oxoprostaglandin 13-reductase [NAD(P)+] activity
Source: RefSeq, a predicted model, not a curated record